CGUCCCCCGGCAGACGGCGGUGCUGAAGGGACGGGCUGCUGCCGCCCCGGGCAGCCCUCCGGCGGGAUCGCGGCGGGCCAGGCAUUCAGCCCCGGCAGCGAAACUGCGGGCAAGCCCCAUCGAGCGUAUCAUCUCAAGCGCUCGGAUUUUUAGUGAGGUACGUCUGGAAGAGCCUCCUUCAUUAAUAUAAGCGUCAAGGGCAACGCUGGGCGUGACUAACAGGUGGGUUUGUGCCUUCCAUUAAGGGAAAUGGAGGCGUCGGGCAGCGUUGAACCCAUCGCGGCGCAGAAGCUGCCAGGAAUUUCGGCGUCGAUGCAGACAGAAGCUAGCUGGCUUCAUGAACACGCCCACAGAAAAUCAACCCUGUCAGAAGAGUUCAGCAGCUUGGAUGUUUUGUGUGACAUGGAGUUCAAAGAAGAUUUUGUGAACCUGUUCAAGAAAUCGCUGUGCACGCUCCCCUCCGUUGGCCUGCCUACCCUCCUGGCCUACAGACCCGAAUUGUCACGAGAAAACAUACAGAUUGAGACAGAGGAGGACUCUGCUCCGAGGUGCGAGUACUGUGGCAGUCUGCUGAAGCCGUUCCCUUCCAUCGAAGGCGUUUGCCCACUGUCACAGGAUUAUGAAUCAAAAUUCUGCUGCGAGCGUAAUCGAGACCUCUACGAGUUCAUCGUAAAUGAGAGGAAGAACCACGAAGGUGCCUGGAGCGUUCCCAUUGCUGUUGGCCCCCACGAAUCCCACGGUACUGAAGCCGACAGGCUGCUGUCAAAGGAGAGAGCAUACCAGAGGCAGCAGGAGAGACAAAUGGCCAGACAAUUAGCUUUCCUGGCAGCAGAGGCGACGAGUGUAGCUGAAUGUUCAAAUCAAGCUGGCACGAUUUCCUACCUGCUUUCUCGGGAGCCCCCAUCACCAAAGGGCCGGACGCUGGUGCCUGGUGGGAAAGCAGCAGAGCCCGAGGAAGAUCCUGUCUCCGACAGCGUCACCUGCUGCGAUUUUACCCUUGUGGGUGGAAAGGUAGUGAAGAAUGAAUUGUUGGAAAAGUACUACAAACAUGGAGGGAAAUUCCUUACCAUGCUUCCAGAUGGAACAGCACAGUUAUUCUAUCCAUCUGGAAAUCUGGCAAUCAUUGUUGUACGAGAGAAGAAAUGGCUUACUUGCAUAGUACAGGAAGACAAGCGGAGUAGGUAAAGUAAAGUAAGUAGUAAUGUCAAAAUACAAGCAGUAUUUAAGUCCAAUGGCAGAAGUACUUGCUAUUAUCCGAACGGAGCUGUGUGGAUAAACAUGAGUAUUCAGGGAGGGCAGUAUUUGGACCAAGCAGGCAGCAGGGUGAGAAGGUGGACAUGGCCAAACAGCGUCAUGUCAUCAGGACCCCAUGUCCCGCUGAGCCCCAUCUUCAUCUCCCUGAACCGGCACGUGGGGGUCAGGAUCCUAGGCCAGGACAAGAUCGCGGUUUCCUUCCUCGCCAUGGGGCAACAAGCAAAAUUCAACGUGGGAACCAAAGUGCAGGUCAGCGACAUCGGCCGGCUGCCUCCCCCUACCUGGCUGGGAGAAGAUGAGCUCCUGCUGCUUGCCUUCAGGGUGAGGAUUCUGCGGCUCUUCGACAGACUGCGUGGAUGCUUAAACUUUCCUUCUAACGAGCAAUGGGACAAAAUUAAGCCUCCAGCUUACCUUGUCACACAGACUUUAAAGAUCUUACAGCUUUGCACAACUUCUGACAUAAGCGAUGAGCUACGCAGCUCGGUCAGGGCAAUAGUAAAUGCUCAAGUCUGAUCA
This is a messenger RNA of Aquila chrysaetos chrysaetos, 1770 nucleotides long. RefSeq names its product glutamate rich 6 (gene ERICH6). The record is from RefSeq and is a predicted model, not a curated record. Lineage: Eukaryota; Metazoa; Chordata; Aves; Accipitriformes; Accipitridae.